Messenger RNA from Striga hermonthica, 3168 nucleotides. NCBI's taxonomy places the organism in Eukaryota, Viridiplantae, Streptophyta, Magnoliopsida, Lamiales, Orobanchaceae. The record is from the annotation of a GenBank genome assembly.
AUGGAAGGCGGAGGAAACAACUUCGGACGCGGCCGAGGCCGAGGCCGCGGCGGCGAAGGGCGCGGGCAACACCAGGGCCAAGGCGGCCGGGGGCGCGGGAACUACCGGAUCCAGCCCAAUCAGGGCGGCGGAAGGGGUCGGGGAGAUGCCCCGCCGCCAAGCCGCGGCCCUCCCGGUCAACCGCCGGUUCAGGCAAAUCAACCCCCUCCCCAGCAUGCUUGGAUCAGCAGGCCGCCGGGUCCCAGACAAUCCGGUCCAAUUCCUGGCGGGCCCUCCGGCGGAGGAGCCGGCGCUCGGACUGGGAGGCCGUGGGGGCCAUCUGCUGCUCCUAAUGUCACUCCUGUUCAGCCUCAGCAUCUGGCCAAAUCCGGUCCACCUCCCGCGGGUCCCUCUAGCGGAGGAACUGGCUCUUGGACUGGAAGGCCGUGGGGCCCAUCAGCUGCUCCUACAGCUACUCCCGUUCAGCCUCGGCCUCAGGCUCAGCCUCCACAUUUGGCCCAGGCGACUCAUCAACCAUCUGCCGAUGCCAUUGAUUUGAAAACUCUCAAGAUAACCGAGGAGAAGCCUCAAGAGAGUCAGAUCAAAGUCAUGAGUCGGCCUGACCGAGGAGGCAAGCUUGCCGUCAGAUCCAUCAAUCUUCUGGUCAACCAUUUCCCCGUCAAAUUCAAUUCUGAAUCAAUUAUCAUGCAUUAUGAUGUGGAUGUGAAGCCUUCCGGUGACAAUGGAUCCUCAAAGAAAAAGUUGAGGAAAUCCGAAAUGGCUCUGAUCAAGAACAAGCUGUUUUCCGAACACGAUGAGUUCAGCACGGCCCUGCUGAAAACCGUUUAUGAUGCAGAGAAGAAUAUUUUCAGCUCUGUUCGUUUACCCACAGGUGUAUUCACUGUGGAGAUUCCUGAAGACGAGGAGGUUAGGAGGGGAUUAUAUACUUUCACAAUCAAGCUUGUGAAUGAGUUGAAGCUUUCCAAGUUGAAGGACUAUUUAUCUGGUAACUACUCGUCUGUUCCUCGCAAUAUACUGCAAGGGAUGGAUUUGGUUAUGAAGGACAAUCCUUCCAGGAAGAGGAUUGGUGUUGGUCGUAGCUUUUAUUCGCACAAUUAUCGUCCCCAAGACGAUCUGAAAUGUGGAGUUGCAGCUCACAGAGGCUUUCAGCAGAGCUUGAAGCCCACAUCACUCGGUCUUGCUUUGUGCCUGGACUAUUCAGUCAUAGCUUUUCGAAAGAAAUGCUCGGUCAUUGAAUUUCUAAGUGAAAAUGUUCGGGGGUUUAAAGGAGUAGGUGAUGUCAAAAGAUUGAUUGGGGAUGUUAAUGGUGCUUUGAUAGGGCUGAAAGUUCGAGUUAACCAUCGACGAACGAAACAGAAGUAUACCAUUGCUGGGCUAACUCAAAAGGAUGCUCAUGAUAUUUACUUUGAUCUUAUUGAUCCAGAAGGCUUAAGACCUCCAACAAGGACAGCUCUCGUUGAUUAUUUUAGGGAGAAGUGGGGAAAGGAUAUUGUGCAUAAAAAUAUUCCCUGCUUGGAACUUGGUAAUCCAAGGAAGCCUAAUGCUGUGCCGAUGGAAUUCUGCGAAUUGGUUGAAGGGCAGAGGUAUCCGAAGGAGGAUCUUGACCGGAAUGCUGCUGUAUGGUUGAAGAAUUUAUCACUUCCUAAGCCUGGGGAGAGAAGGACUACAAUCAAUGAUAUGGUCCGAGCUGAUGAUGGGCCCAUUGGGGACAUUGUUGGAAAUUUCGGAAUGGAAAUUGUUCCCGAAAUGUCGAGUGUUAGAGGCCGGAUCAUUCAUCCACCCAAGCUGAGACUCGGGGGUGCAGAACAAGUAGGAGUGGAUGCAGAAAAAUGCCAGUGGAACCUUCUCGGUAAAUCCCUCGUCCAAGGGAAACCCAUCGACCGGUGGGCCCUCAUAGAUUUCACCGAGGGCGACAAGUAUAACUGGCUCGAUGUGGGGCCCUUUGUCGACACCCUGAUUAAACGUUUUCACCAACUGAAAAUCAAAAUGAAAGAGCCUCUUGUGUACCGUUACACUCGUAUGCAAGAAUUCUCCUCCGUGCAAAGACUCGAGAAUCUCCUCAACAACGUUGUGCAAGAAUCUGCGCGUGUGGACAAGGAAAAGCUGCAGUUGAUUGUAUGUGUCAUGAGCAAGAGAGACGAUGGUUACAAGCUGCUGAAGUGGGUAUCCGAGACGAAACUCGGCGUGAUCACACAAUGCUGCCUCUCGUCCACCGUCAAUAACGAAAAGGGAUGGGACCAAACUUACGCUAACCUCUGCCUCAAGAUAAACGCCAAGCUCGGCGGGAACAACUUCGAGCUUCUCAAAGAGCCUAGCAACUCGCGCUCCGACGAGCAUAUCAUGUUCAUAGGAGCCGACGUGAACCACCCUGCUGCUAGCAACUCGUUGUGCCCGUCGAUAGCUGCUGUUGUCGGUACCGUCAACUGGCCCGCGGCGAAUCGCUACGCGGCCCGCAUGGGCCCACAGGCCCACCGAUGCGAGAAGAUCGAGAAUUUUGGAGCCAUGUGUCUCGAUUUGGUCAAAGCCUACGCCCGGGCCAACAACAAUGUGAGGCCGAAGAGGAUCGUGCUCUUUCGAGACGGGGUUAGCGAGGGGCAAUUCGAAAUGGUGCUCGGGCAGGAGUUUCUCGAUUUGAAACUAGCGAUUUGCGACGAGAGCUACAACCCGAGAAUCACGGUGGUGGUUGCGCAAAAACGUCACCAGACUCGACUUUUUGUUCAGAACGAGAGAGAUGGGGGCAGGACGGGAAAUGUGCCACCUGGGACAGUGGUGGACACGGAUAUCGUCAGCCCUCGGGAUUUCGAUUUCUACCUCUGCAGUCACUAUGGGGGUAUUGGGACGAGCAAGCCCACACACUACUAUGUGCUUUGGGAUGAGAAUGGUUUCACGUCUGAUGGGCUGCAGAAGCUGAUUUACGACAUGUGUUUCACGUUCGCCCGGUGCACAAAGCCUGUCUCGCUCGUGCCGCCCGUUUACUAUGCAGACCUUGUGGCUUAUAGGGGCCGAAUGUUUCAGGAGGUGCUGCUUGGGACUCGGUCCUAUGGGCUCGGUUCUAGUCGUGCCUCGAGUUCAAGUUCGGGUUCACCACCGUCUUCUGGCGACGCUUCUUUCAACCAGAGCUUCUACGACUUGCACGAGAGUUUGAAGGACGUCAUGUUUUUCGUUUGA